Molecule: messenger RNA, 2192 nt
Organism: Cyanistes caeruleus (blue tit)
Lineage: Eukaryota; Metazoa; Chordata; Aves; Passeriformes; Paridae
Source: RefSeq, a predicted model, not a curated record
UCUUUAAUGAGGGAAAAGCAUUUGACUCCUGAGCUGAGUACUGUUGCAAGCUCUCCAGUCAGAUGUACAAGGUAAUCUUUCAUUGAAUUUCCUGGGUUUCCAUUGAGUGAGUGUAAAGGAUGAGCUUUCUCAGGAGCUUAAUACUAAUUUUUCCACUUAAUAUGAAAUGUCAAAUUCAUUAGAUCAUUAGGUGACAGGAGAAUUGAGGUUGGGAGGCAGCUGCAGUGGUCCCCAGCUUUAUCUCCUCUUCCCAACAGUGAUCAGCACGGGCAUGAAAUCAGGUUCAUCUCAGUUUACUGCAGAGAGGUCUUGAGGAAAAUGUCGGUUCACCAAGAGCAGGUUUGGAAUCUGUGCAGUGCAAGAGACUCUGCACAAGGUCUCUGGGCAACUGACUGCCAGGGACAGGAGCCCUGGCAUGGCCGUGCCUGAACAGCACUUUUCUGCCUACAGUGCCACCCUCGAUGGCUGCUCUGGGGCCUGGGAUUCGACCCUGCACUUGCUGCAGGAGUCCCUGGCCUGGUUCUGUGCUGACCAAAGGCUUGGAACCAUCUCAGAACCUUGAUUCCCAAGGGGGUGGCCUCAAGUGAUUGCCAGGCAACUGAGGCCAUGGCUGCCUCAAUCUUGGGAGCAAGAUGCUGAUGUCAGAGUGGCCGUGCGACCAAAGCCCCAAAAGGGAAGGCUGGGCUCAGGCCAUGCGUCAGUGCGACCUGACAACGGGAGGAGAAGAAUCAGCGAAGGAAGAUCCAGAGGAGACGGCAGUGUUCCUCAACGCUAAGACGGGAGCAGACAACGGACAGGAGCAGGGCUCACGCAGGGCUGACCAGCGGUAGGACCCUCGUGGCUCUGGGCCUGUUCUGCAUACUUCCCACACUCUUCUUUCUCCCACAGAGAGAGAGAGGACCAGCACCUGGCAGAGACAGCGGCGUUCCUGCACAGGGACUCAGCGCUGACAGCCGCCAUGUGCGACAGGGAGCAGGAGGGCCCUGAUGGCAGGGAGCCAGCAUGCGUGCUGUGUCACCGUGCAGAGGCUGACCUGGACAUCUGCGGCGACAAACUAGAGAAAUACGGGCUCUACGCCCAUUUCUGCUUGUAUUUUGCCACGUUGCUUUUUCGGCAAGCAAAUAAACGUGUUGGACUCCUGGGUUUUCUGCAUCAAGAUAGCCAGCUUGCAGUCAGGCGGGCGGCACAGAAGCACUGCUGCGUCUGUGGCCAGAGCGGGGCCACCAUCUUGUGUUGGAAGGAAGACUGCAACAGAUGGUUCCACCUGCCCUGUGCCAAGGAGGGCGGCUGUAUCACACAGUAUAUUACCCCAUACAGGACCUACUGCCUUGAGCACCGUCCAGUGCAGAUCAUGCAGGUGACUCCAGAACUGGACACUGAAUGCCCCAUCUGCAUGGAGCCAGUGGAGGAUAGACAGACCUUCAAGACCAUGGUGUGCCCAGUGUGCAAAAGAGCCCGGUUCCACAGGGACUGCCUCCAGGGACAGGCCUUGUGUGCUGGUCUUUUGUACUUCCGCUGCCCUCUCUGCAGAGAUCAUGAGACGUUCCUUGUGGAAAUGUUUGUCAUGGGGAUCCAAAUCCCCAUCAGACAGCCAACAUCAGAGGACAACAAUGCCUUUGCGGAUCUAGGAGAGAGGCAUGGGAGGUGCAAUGCCAGGGAAUGCCUUUACCCAAGAGGCAGGGAGGAGGCAGAGGAAGAGGGGCCCUGGGAGCUGCUCCUGUGCUCCUCCUGUGCUGCUGAGGGCACCCACAGGCGCUGCUCUGGCCUAACAGUGAGGACAACACACUGGGAGUGUGACAGCUGUGCUGGUCUCGGCACAGAGGGCCCAAAGUUAUUUUGUAUAUCAGGAGAGCUCUCCAUAGAUGAUGAAUACCUAAGAGAUAAUUGCCUCAUAGCUAUAGGAACCUUUAGAGCUUAGCAAAAAAAUAAUCAUUAGACAGGUUACUGAGACAUUUUGGAUCAUACCGUUCCACAUGAACAUAGUGGAGAAAAAGAGGGUUGGGAAGACAGACGUAGAUUAUUGCUUAAGGAGCAGAUACCUAACUAUAUGUACGGGAAGUAUUUAAGAGAAACAGUGAAUUUAGAGACUUUUCCCAGUAGUGGAUUCAAAAACUUCUCCUAGGAAUAUGUUAGAUUUUCAUUAAUUUCUGGAUCGUCUAAGGAAGCAUAAGAAUUCCAUACGGAAACUGAAC